AUGAUCACCCCGACAAUCUCCCGAUGCCACGAUGGAAACUCUCUUGGCCCACGCGCAUACAAGGCAUAUAUUUGGUGUACGAUGACUGAUGUUGAAUCCGUCCAUCUCAUACCUCACACUGUCAAUGAUGGACGAAUUACCCUCCAAGUCGGAGAGCGCACAUUCAACACCAAUCGCAACACCUUGAUCGAAGGCAGCCGGUAUUUCGCUGCGCUACUUUCUGGGAGAUGGAGCAACUCGCUGGCUGAUGGCACUUACUUUGUGGACGCGGACGGAGAUUUGUUCGAACAUAUACUUCGAUUCCUUCGACGGGGCGUUUGCCCGCUGUUCUUCGACAACGCAAAAGGCCAUGAUUAUACUGCCUACAUAGCGCUUCUGGAGGAAGCCAAGUACUUUGGAAUUCCGCGACUCGAGGCUUGGCUGCAAACUCGAGAGUACCUCCAUGCCGUGGAAAUACACCAAUCAGUCUUCAAAGAGUCCAAGGUCUUGGGCGAGCUGGAUAAGAUCGAGUCGAAUGUAACGAAGGAUUUUAUCGGUCCUCCUACCUGGUCCAAAACGAUGGCAUGGCAUUGUCCGCAUGGCAUACCUGAACAUUUCCAGCGUCAACGGGCGUGCGAAGACUGGUCGCUGGCAUAUGAUCAUCAUAAUGCUGUUGCGGGACACAACGUUACUACUACGAAAUGGGAAGCAACUGUGCUCCGGAAGGAGAUUGUGUUCAAUGGGGAUAUGUGCGUUGCACGCUAG
Glarea lozoyensis ATCC 20868 is the source of this 744-nucleotide messenger RNA. Its product is annotated as POZ. The transcript has 2 exons. Lineage: Eukaryota; Fungi; Ascomycota; Leotiomycetes; Helotiales; Helotiaceae. The coding region runs from base 1 to 744 and encodes 247 amino acids. The record is from RefSeq and is a predicted model, not a curated record. Gene Ontology annotation, molecular function: protein binding. Gene Ontology annotation, biological process: protein homooligomerization.